CGCCAGAAAGGGGUGGAGCCUGAGCAAUGAGGUAAUCGGGGUAAACAGUGAAGAUGGCGGCGUGUGGCGCCGGACAGCGGCUGCCGGUCAUCAGCACGCCGACGACCAGCGGCCAGGACGCCAAGAAGCUCACCGACUUGCCCACCGAGGUGCUGGAACACAUCCUGUGCUUCCCCGCGCUCAAACAUGUCGACAUUUGCAACGUUUCCCGCUGCUGCCAGCGCCUUCACGACGUCUGCCACGGGCGCGGGAAAGUGUGGGGCCAUCAGUACAAACUCAGAUGGCCCAGGCUGCAGAGGUUCUACCCUCAGAACGAGAGCUGUGACUGGCUGCGGGAGUACAAGACCCGCCAUCGGGUGGGCAUACAGAUCCGCAGGACGGUGGAGUCCAUCUCCAAGAGGUUCUUCACGGAAGUUCCGUGCAUCGGACAGGUUCUGGGGGACAGCUUCGCCGAGAUCGAGUCCCUGGGCAUGCCCGAGCACUUCUGUGAGGACGAGCUGCUCUUCAUCCUGCGGGCCGACAAGAGGAAAAGUCUGACCCUGAAGUACUAUGCAAGGAAAAUCCUUUACUUCCUGAGACAGCAGAACAUCCUGCGCAGUCUCAAGACCUUCCUGGAGCAGCCCAAGGAGCAGCAGUCGGCGCUCGCAGGAGCGGUUCUGGUGGACCAGUACUGCAACCCGCUGGCUGACAUCACGCUGGAGGGUGUCCGGGCUCAUCUGGACCACCUGGGGGACAAAGUCAAGAAGACGCUGAGGCUGAAGAACACUUCUCAUCCCAGCCUGCGCUCGCCUCCAGGUCUGCCUCUGGAGGACUUGGAGCUGCAGCGGCAGGUCUUCUGGGCCCUCAACUCUGUGUUGUAUGAACAGCUGCAGUACAAGGGAGACCAGUCCGACUACUACAACCCUCUCAACUCCUACAUGCACCAGGUGCUAGAGCGCCGCAAGGGGAUCCCCAUCAGCCUCUCCAUCCUCUACAUGACGCUGGCCCAGAGCUUGGGGGUCACGCUGGAGCCCGUCAACUUUCCCAGCCACUUCCUGCUGCGGUGGCGGCAAAAACCACCAGGGAGCGAGGACAUUUACGACUUCGUCUACAUCGACGCCUUCGGGAAGGGCAAGCAGCUGACGGCCAGGGAGUGCGAGUACCUCAUCGGGCACCAGGCCGCCGCCGACGCCUACGCCGCCAUCGGCACCGCCGAGGUCCUGCUCAGGAUGGUGGGGAACCUGCUCAACAUCGGCAAACGAGGGGAGGGCAACGAGAAGUCCUACCAGCUGCUGAGGGACACCUUGGACCUCUACCUCACCCUCAACCCUGACAACGUCACCUACCUGCUGCUGCAGGCCCGCCUCUACUUCCACCUGGGCAUCUGGCCGGAGAAGGUGCUGGACAUCCUGCAGCACAUCCAGGCCUUAGACCCGUCCCAGCACGUGGCCGUGGGCUACCUGGUCCAGCACACGCUGGAGCACAUCCAGCACAAGAAGCACCCGGCCCAGCCCGAGGUCAAGACGCGCGGCGCCCCCGAGAACCUGGACGUGCGCUACUCCGUGGGCCUGGUGAUGAAACACAAGAGGUCCGGCUACAACUGCGUGGUGUACGGCUGGGACCCCCGCUGCACCAUGAGCCAGGAGUGGAUCACCACCAUGAGGGUCCAGCAGCUGACCCACGGCGCCCAGCAGCCUUUCUACAACGUGCUGGUGCAGGACGGCACCUGUCGCUACGCCGCGCAAGAGAACCUGGAGCCGCACGCCAGCCCGCUGGAGAUCGCUCACCCGGAGGUGGGUCGCUACUUCUGUGAGUUCGCCGACACGCACUACGUCGCCAACGAGGAGCUGAGCUCGCGAUACCCGGGAGACACGCAGGAGACGGCGGACACGGCCCGGGACCUUUACCGGGACCUGCAGCAAGCCACGCCCACAUAAAUUAAACACGCCCUAAACGUCACACACCUGGCGUCCAUGUGUUGUCACAGGACACUUCAUUAGGUACACUCGGCGUUUUGCUUUCUGUUUUUUUUUUUCCAUUGAUUUUUGACAUUAUUCUUAUUUUUAAUAAUACAUUUAUUUUUUUCAUUGUCAUCAACAAUACACUUAUUUUUAUAAAUUAUUUUUUAACAAUAUACUUAAAAAAAAUCUUAAUUUACACUUUUAAAACCAUAUUAAGUUAAAAAAACAAAAGUAUAUUGCUCAAAAUAUUUUUUUUUAAGUAUAUUGUUGAACACAAAAAUGAAGUAAAAAGGAAUAUUGUUAAAAAUGAUAAUACAAAAUUAAGUGCGUUAUAUAAUUUUAAAUUAUUUUACUUUUUUUUUUAAGUUUGUCAAAAUUAUUUUCAAGUUUAUACCUAUUUUUUCAGAUUUUUUUAACAAUACAUUUAUUUUUAAUUGUUAUUAACAAUACACAGAAUUAAAUUGUGUAAAGUAAAAAUUAAGUAAAAAAAAAAAUAAAGUAUAUAGCUGAAAAUAAUUUUUAAAAAGUAUACCGUUAAAACAAAAUUAAGUAAAAAGGUACAUUGUUAAAAAAUAAUACAAAAUUAUGUUGUUAACCAAUAAUUUAAAUGUUUAUUUUCUGAAACUAUAAAUGAAAAAAAUAUAUAUCAUGUAAUAUAAUCCAAAAUGUUAUAUUGAACAAUACACUAAUUUUUGUAAAUUAUUUUUAACAAUAUACUUAUAAAAGUAUGUUGCUGAAAUCAUUUAAAAAAAAAGUAUAUUGUUGAACACAAAAAUUAAAUAACAAAACAAAAUUAAGUAUUUUGUUAAAAACAAUAAUUUAAAUGGUUAUUUUCUAACAUUUAAAAUAAAUAAAAAUACAUCUUGUAAUAUAAUCCAAAAUGUUAUUUUUUAAACAGUACACUUAUUUUUGUAAAUUAUUUUUAACAAUAUAAUUGUAAAAGUAUGUUGCCGAAAUAAUUGUUAAAAAAUAUACUGUUGAACACAAACAUUAAGUAAAAUGCUACAUUGUUAAAAAUAAUACAAAAUUAAGUAUGUUGGUUAAAAACAAUCAUUUAAAUGUUUAUUUUCUAAAAUUAUCAAUGAAAUUAAAAAAACUAAGGUAAUAUAAUCCAAAAUUUUAUAUUGAACAAUACACUUAAUUUUGUAAAUCAUUUUUAACAAUAUACUUGUAAAAGUAUGAUGCUUAAAUAAUUUUUUUUUUAAAAAGUAUAUUGCUGAACACAAAAAUUAAGUAAAAUGAUACAUUGUUCAAAAUAACAAUACAAAAUUAAGUACGUUGUUAAAAACAAAAAUUUAUAUGGUUAUUUUCUGACACUUUAAAAUAAAUAAAAAUACAUCUUGUAAUAUAAUCCAUAAUGUUAUUUUUGUAAAUUAUUUUUAACAAUAUACUUGUAAAAGUAUGUUGCUCAAAUAAUUGUUAAAAAAUAUAAUGUUGAACACAAACAUUAAGUAAAAAGCUACAUAGUUAAAAAUAAUACAAAAUUAAGUAUGUUGGUUAAAAACAAUCAUUUAAAUGUUUAUUUUCUAAAAUUAUCAAUGAAAUUAAAAAAACUAAGGUAAUAUAAUCCAAAAUUUUAUAUUGAACAAUACACUCAUUUUUGUAAAUUAUUUUUAACAAUAUACUUGUAAAAGUAUGAUGCUGAAAUCAUUUAAGAAAAAGUAUAUUGUUGAACACAAAAAUUAAGUAAAAUGAUACAUUGUUCAAAAUAACAAUACAAAAUUAAGUAUGUUGUUAAAAACAAUAAUUUAAAUGGUUAUUUUCUGACAUUUAAAAUAAAUAAAAAUACAUCUUGUAAUAUAAUCCAAAAUGUUGUUUUUUAUCAGUACACUUAUUUUUGUAAAUGAUUUUUAACAAUAUACUUGUAAAAGUAUGUUGCUGAAAUAAUUGUUAAAAAAUAUACUGUUGAACACAAACAUUAAGUAAAAAGCUACAUUGUCAAAAAUAAUACAAAAUUAAGUAUGUCGGUUAAAAACAAUCAUUUAAAUGUUUAUUUUCUGAAAUUUUCAAUGAAAUUAAAAAAACUAAGGUAAUAUAAUCCAAAAUUUUAUAUUGAACAAUACACUCAUUUUUGUAAAUUAUUUUUAACAAUAUACUUGUAAAAGUAUGAUGCUGAAAUCAUAAAAAAUAAAAGUAUUUUGUUGAACACAAAAAUUAAGUAAAAUGACACAUUGUUCAAAAUAACAAAACAAAAUUAAGUAUGUCGUUAAAAACAAUAAUAUAAAUGGUUAUUUUCUGACAUUUAAAAUAAAUAAAAAUACAUAUUUUAAUAUAAUCCAAAAUGUUAUUUUUUAACAGUACACUUAUUUUUGUAAAUUAUUUUUAACAAUAUACUUGUAAAAGUAUGUUGCUGAAAUAAUUGUUAAAAAAAUAUACUGUUGAACACAAACAUUAAGUAAAAAGCUACAUUGUUAAAAAUAAUACAAAAUUAAGUAUGUUGGUUAAAAACAAUCAUUUAAAUGUUUAUUUUCUAAAAUUAUCAAUGAAAUUAAAAAAAAAACUAAGGUAAUAUAAUCCAAAAUGUUAUAUUGAACAAUACACUCAUUUUUGUAAAUUAUUUUUAACAAUAUACUUGUAAAAGUAUGAUGCUGAACUCAUUAAAAAAAAUAAAAGUAUUUUGUUGAACACAAAAAUUAAGUAAAAAGAUACAUUGUUCAAAAUAACAAUACAAAAUUAAGUAUGUUGUUAAAAACAAUAAUUUAAAUGGUUAUUUUCUGACAUUUAAAAUAAAUAAAAAUACAUCUUGUAAUAUAAUCCAAAAUGUUAUUUUUUAACAGUACACUUAUUUUUGUAAAUUAUUUUUAACAAUAUACUUGUAAAAGUAUGUUGCUGAAAUAAUUGUUAAAAAAUAUACUGUUGAACACAAACAUUAAGUAAAAAGCUACAUUGUUAAAAAUAAUACAAAAUUACGUAUGUUGGUUAAAAACAAUCAUUUAAAUGUUUAUUUUAUGAAUUUUUCAAUGAAAUUAAAAAAACUAAGGUAAUAUAAUCCAAAAUGUUAUAUUGAACAAUACACUCAUUUUUGUUAAUUAUUUUUAACAAUAUACUUGUAAAAGUAUGAUGCUGAAAUCAUAAAAAAAAAAAGUAUAUUGUUGAACACAAAAAUUAAGCAAAACGAUUCAUUGUUCAAAAUAACAAUACAAAAUUAAGUGUUGUUAAAAACAAUAAUUUAAAUGGUUAUUUUCUGACAUUAUAAAAUAAAUAAAAAAUACAUCUUGUAAUAUAAUCCAAAAUGUUAUUUUUUAAACAGUACACUUAUUUUUGUAAAUUAUUUUUAACAAUAUACUUGUAAAAGUAUGUUGCUGAAAUAAUUGUUAAAAAAUAUACUGUUGAACACAAACAUUAAGUAAAAAGCUACAUUGUUAAAAAUAAUACAAAAUUAAGUAUGUUGGUUAAAAACAAUCAUUUAAAUGUUUAUUUUCUAAAAUUAUCAAUGAAAUAAAAAAAACUAAGGUAAUAUAAUCCAAAAUUUUAUAUUGAACUCAUUUUUGUAAAUUGUUUUUAACAAUAUACUUGUAAAAGUAUGAUGCUGAAAUCAUUAAAAAAAAAGUAUAACGUUGAACACAAAAAUUAAGUAAAAAGAUACAUUUUUCAAAAUAACAAAACAAAAUUAAGUAUGUUGUUAAAAACAAUAAUUUAAAUGGUUAUUUUCUGACACUUUAAAAUAAAUAAAAAUACAUCUUGUAAUAUAAUCCAAAAUGUUAUUUUUUAACAGUACACUUAUUUUCGUAAAUUAUUUUUAACAAUAUAAUUGUAAAAGUAUGUUGCUGAAAUAAUUGUUAAAAAAUAUACUGUUGAACACAAACAUUAAGUAAAAAGCUACAUUGUUAAAAAUAAUACAAAAUUAAGUAUGUCGGUUAAAAACAAUCAUUUAAAUGUUUAUUUUUUGAAAUUAUCAAUGAAAUUAAAAAAACUAAGGUAAUAUAAUCCAAAAUUUUAUAUCGAACAAUACACUCAUUUUUGUAAAUUAUUUUUAACAAUAUACUUGUAAAAGUAUGAUGCUUAAAUCGUUAAAAAAAUAAAAGUAUUUUGUUGAACACAAAAAUUAAGUGAAAUGAUACAUUGUUCAAAAUAACAAAACAAAAUUAAGUAUGUUGUUAAAAACAAUCAUUUAAAUGGUUAUUUUCUGACAUUUAAAAUAAAUAAAAAUACAUCUUGUAAUAUAAUCCAAAAUGUUAUUUUUUAACAAUACACUUAUUUUUGUAAAUUAUUUUUAACAAUAUACUUGUAAAAGUAUGUUGCCGAAAUAAUUGUUAAAAAAUAUACUGUUGAACACAAACAUGAAGUAAAAAGCUACAUUGUUAAAAAUAAUACAAAACUAAGUAUGUUGGUUAAAAACAAUCAUUUAAAUGUUUAUUUUCUGAAAUUAUUAAUGAAAUUUAAAAAAAAUAAGGUAAUAUAAUCCAAAAUAUAUAUUUUUUAAAAAUAUAUGUUAUUUUGUUUUAAAAUAGAUACAUUUUUAAAUGAUUAACAAUACACUUAUUUUGGAAAUGGUUUAACAAUAUUCUACAUUCUUAUUUUCAACAAUAUUGUUUUAAAAAAAGUACAUUGUCAGAAAUCAUUUUCAAAAGUUUUUUAAGAAUACACCGACUUUCAACAAUGUAGUUUAAACUUUUUUUUUUUGAAAAGUGUUGUUAAAAAAUAAUUAGAAAAAAGUUUAUUGUAGAAAAUAUUUUUUAAAAAGUAUAUUGUUAGGAAAAGAAGUUAUAUUGUUAAACAAUACAAAACAAAUAGAUCACUUCCUGAUGGCGUCACAGCGCCGCCCAGUGGUGACCGGAAGUGACGCACUUGUGAUCGAAAUAAAAUAGUUAACAUAUCACAUUUUAAAGCAAAAUAAACAAUUUUAUGGCACAAAACUUUCCUGUAGAAAAAAAAACAAUCUGUGGAGUUUAAAGUGAGAAGAAAUGUCUAUUUAGUUGACGCCGUCGCGGUGUACCUAAUCAAGUGUCCCACACAAAAAGAUGGCGGAAGUGAAGAAAAAAAGAAAAAAGUUCCGUCAAACAAAACAAAAGAAAUCUCACACUCAAGCAUUUUUUUUUAUCUUGUUUUGUUGCCGUCAUAAUUCUUAUUUACCGACCGUCUCUUCAAAAGUCUUUUCACAAUAAAAGCGCAAUAAAAGUCUUA
Nerophis ophidion (straightnose pipefish) is the source of this 7064-nucleotide messenger RNA. It is a transcript of the gene fbxo21, whose product is annotated as F-box protein 21. The record is from RefSeq and is a predicted model, not a curated record. The transcript has 12 exons. Lineage: Eukaryota; Metazoa; Chordata; Actinopteri; Syngnathiformes; Syngnathidae. Gene Ontology annotation, molecular function: DNA binding; protein binding. The coding region runs from base 54 to 1916 and encodes 620 amino acids.